Molecule: messenger RNA, 2535 nt
Organism: Centropristis striata (black sea bass)
Lineage: Eukaryota; Metazoa; Chordata; Actinopteri; Perciformes; Serranidae
Product: NXPE family member 3-like
Exons: 8
Coding region: 156-1919 (587 amino acids)
Source: RefSeq, a predicted model, not a curated record
AGAGAAAAAAACGGGACCUCACUCAUUUGUAAACCUUUGCCAUAGCCCUGCCUCAGGUCAUAAAUUUAGAGAACAUCUUUCUUUUGCAUUCUUCUGGAUCAUAUUCUUCAGUCUGCACCAGAGGAAGUGGCCAAAGUUUCAUGUUGCAGCCAUAGAUGACGGCGAUCAUGAAAGCCAGAGUCUGUACAAGAAAGGAGUUUUCUGCCAUUUUUGUCUUUCUGGCUGUCUUUGUCUUUACCUUGCUGCUACGUAACACAGACAAUCUGAAGGAAAAAGAGAGUCCUCGCAGUAGAACUAGCAGUGAGGCAGGGUCCAGUGACAAGUCUCAGCAUAAAGUGAACUCCACCGUCAUUGUCCCGAAAGUUUCCUCUGAGCCUGACAUGCAUCACAGCUUCUGCACCUUCCAGCCACGAUCCCCUGAGGAUGCUCUGGAGGAACGCCUCCUACUAGACUCCAUUGCUUGGCCUGAAACUCCACCUCUGUCAGAUCCUCUUUCUCUGGAUCAGACCAGUGAUCCAGCUCACAGCACCUUCACCAUUCUCCCAGGGAGGACAGGAGGACAGUGGCAUGUCGGCGAUCAGCUGGAGGUUAUGAUCAAAAUGUCUGAUUUCCAUGGCCGUCCCAAGAAGUCUGGGGGGGACUUCUUGGUGGCCCGCCUGCACAAUCAGAAGCUUGGUGCAGGUGUGGUUGGGCAGGUGGUGGAUCAUCACAAUGGCAGCUACUCUGCUGUUUUCUCUUUACUCUGGGAAGGAGACGCACAGGUUGAGGUGAUGCUGGUUCACCCUCAUGAGGCUAUUCAAGUGCUGAAUAGGUUGAACAGUGAACAGCCUGACAGGAUUUACUUCAAAAGUGUCUUCCAAUCAGGCUCACUUUCUGAAACUACUUUCUGUAACGUGUGCCUACGUCCAACUCAGCCAUUGUGCAACUACACUGACCUCCGUACAGGCGAACCUUGGUUCUGCUACAAGCCAAAAAAGUUGAGUUGUGAUGCCAGGAUCAACCAUGCUAUGGGAGGAUUCAACCAAGACCUCAAUGCCAACGAGGACAAACUCUUUCAAAGUGGUGUUAACUUGAAAGUCUCCAUACAAUCUUCAGGACUGGCCAUUUUCAUAGUUUUGCCAAAAACGAAAGAUCAAUCAGAAGUAAAGAGCAGCAUUGUGACAUCUGGACCCUCUGGCUAUUACUACCAGAGUGUGUGGCGAGCACUAGAUGGCACCACAGUUCACCAAUUCAACAACGCCUCUGCCAUCACUCAGUGUCUGAAAGGCAAAGUGGUCCACAUGUAUGGAGACUCCACUGUCAGGCAGUUUUAUGAAUACCUCAACACAGCACUACCAGAUCUUAAGGAGUUUGACCUGCACAGCCCAAAAAAAGCUGGACCUUACAUUUCCUUGGACUAUGCAAACAACAUCUUGGUGACGUCCCGCUUCCAUGGUCCUCCGAUCCGUAUCGUUGUUGUCUCAACCAGUGAGCUUCGAUAUAUUGCCAAUGAACUGGAUGGUGUCAUCGGAGGCACCAACACUGUUGUAGUUCUUGGCGUCUGGGCUCACUUUGGCACUUUCCCCAUGGAGAUCUACAUCCGGCGGCUGCAGAACAUCCGCAGGGCGGUGGUGCGGCUGCUGAACAGGUCUCCAGGUACACUGGUCGUUAUCCGUACAGGAAACCUCAAAGCUUUGCCGCUUCCUGUGUCAUUAACCAACAGUGACUGGCAUUCACUGCAGUGUAACAAUGUGCUGAAAACCAUGUUCAAAGGACUGAAUGUUCAUCUGAUUGAUGCCUGGGAGAUGGUCCUCGCCCACCACCUGCCGCACGACCUCCACCCACCGCCUCCCAUUAUUAAGAAUAUGAUUGACGUUCUCUUGUCACACAUAAGUAGUGAUGGUCCGCUGACACUUGAAGCUCCGACACAUGCGCGGUAGCUCAUGAAGCAAACGUCCCGAAGCACUGUGCCGAGGCGUGGUUUGAUCACGUGACUCGUGACGUUCGAAGCAGCAAAGUGCUUCGAACGUCACCGAAUCACCAACAGUGGAAGUGAACCGCUACCUCGCUGAUCCUCCACUAGAAAGAACUUCAGAACUGCUCACAUACUGGGCAAACCACAAAAAUGUAUAUCCCAAUCUUUAUCAAGUUGCUAAACAUUUCUUAUGCACCCCAGCCUCAUCCGUGCCGUGUGAACAGGUUAUUUCCAAGGCUGGGGAAAUUGUAUUGAAAAGAAGAAACCGCUUGAAUCCCAAAACUGUGGAAAAACUGUUGUUUCUAAAUAAAAAUUCAUAACAAGUGACACAAGCACAGUCACUGCCCUGUUUUUCAAGCACAAUCUCUUUCCCCACCCACCCAUGAACCUAUCUACAUAAGAGUCACACAAGCCUGUCAGAAACAUGACAAGACAAGUAUCAUUAGCAUCAAUGUUACUUCAAUGUGUCAUUAAUGUUCAUGACACAUCCCAUGUCAUGUUUAUGACACGCUCAUGUCACUCUUAUGUAGACACCUUCAAAAUAAAGUGUUACAAAUAUUAAUGUCAACAAUAAAACACUG